AUGGCGCGGCCUGGUGCUGAACGUGAACGUGCACCACGCCUUGCAAGUGGGCCUUUGGAUGCAGACGGAGAUAGCGAAUUGUCUGAGCUGAUCCAAGCCCUCAAGAGUGCUAUCCUAGACAAAAACGCGCAGACCUUAAUCGACGAACAGUCCACCUUCGUGAAGGAAGUGGCCGAUCAGCUUCGUCCUGCAUGCCAAAAAGCAUGCCAAAUUGACCCUUUGGCCAUCUACCUCAUCCGAUUCAACAACAAGAAUGAAAAGCAAGAUGAGAUUGACAGACUCGAUGAAAUGUGUCACGAAAGGUUUGGAGACUGGCGGGAGGAGGCAUUCUUUUUGCGCAAGCUUGAGGCAAGCAAUGAGAGCGAGAGGGAAGUCAUCCAGGAUCAUUUGAACAAGUACUGCAAGGACGAGCAGCCAGAGGUUCGAGAUAUGUGGAUGCAAGUUCUUUUGAAGAAAGGAACCUCGAUAUCCUCCCAAGCUUAUCCGCGCUGGCUCAUGCAAAAGUCAGACUUAGCACAGGCGAUCAUUUUCCUGGAAAGCCCCAUCAAGUUGCAGAAAGACUGUUUGGUUGCCUCAAAACCAUACUAUGAGAUGGGAGAGGAGUUUCAAGACUUGCUCAGCAGCCUCGUGAGCGAAAUGUGGUGCUUCGACCCCAAGGAGUUUCGGUUCCAAAAGGAUCCCAGUGUGGCGGAUCGCAGGCGAAAGCGCAAAGAGAGGAAGAGCAAGUUCGAACCGAAGCAUCGUGGAUUUGAAGGAGUUCCCUUGCCAAUGCCCUAUCCUCCCAGCUUGUGGAAUGAGAUUGGCUGGAGCGUCCCCUGGCCGGGCUUGCCUAUGGAUGGCUAUUCGAUGCCUUUGGGAUCAGAGAUGAUCUUUCCCGCCAUGCAAGGGCCCAUAGGGCCGUCCGGGUGGCCCCUGCCGCUGUCGCCUCUAGACAUGAUGGGUUCAUUGUCCUAUGCGUACCCAGAUGAGGCAACCCUUCCACAUGAUUUGGAGAGUCCUCCACAGGACGAAGAGAAGGAAGAGGAGAAAGAACAAGAAGAGGAAGAGAAGGAAGUGGAAGAGAAAGGCGUUUUGUUGAAACUUAAGCUGCAGAAGCCUGAUGGGAAAUUUGAAGUCCUUGAUGCGUUCGAGGAGACAUGGCCAGUGGUGAGCAAGAUUGUUGCCGACUUCCGCCACCGCUACCGUAUCCCACCCGAGUCAGUUUUUGAGUACAAGGACGAGGAUGGUGAGAAAACCACCUUUCAGAAGAGCAGUUGGACUGAGGCCCUGGACCUCAAAGAUAAAAACUCCGUUUUGAAGUUGUGGUUGAGCAAUGCGAACGAGGGGGUCAGCUCAGGAGACCCUGAGGGGGUCAGCUCGGUCACGUCCGAUAUGCCCGUAGAGUAUCUCAAAGUGAAAAACACUUUUCUGGAGUUUGAUCCGGAAACUCCACAAAAUCUCUUCGAGCAUUUGAACGCGCCGGCAAAAGUUUGUCUCAGAACCAAUAGUGGCUGUGAGGCUUCGCCGGCUGCGCCCACAGCGGGGUAG
Molecule: messenger RNA, 1527 nt
Organism: Durusdinium trenchii
Lineage: Eukaryota; Dinophyceae; Suessiales; Symbiodiniaceae
Source: the annotation of a GenBank genome assembly